Messenger RNA from Punica granatum (pomegranate), 330 nucleotides. Lineage: Eukaryota; Viridiplantae; Streptophyta; Magnoliopsida; Myrtales; Lythraceae. The record is from RefSeq and is a predicted model, not a curated record.
AUGGCAAGCAAAAUUGCUGAAGCCGAGUUAGACUCGGUUGAGAAGGUGUUUGCAGCCCAAGAAGCUGUACCCUCCUGGAAAGACCAGCUUACGUUCCGCUCAUUUGUUAUCGGCUUCUUGCUCACUAUUCUGAUUACAUUCAUCAAGGUAAAGGUAAGCCUAAACACAGAGAUCAUCCCCUCACUAAAUGUCUGUGCCGGCCUCCUUGGUUAUUUCUGCCUCAAGGUUUGGACACAGUGCUCCAGCCAGCUCCCAUUCACAAGGCAGGAGAACUCGGUUAUUCAAACCUGCGUCGUUGCUGGCUCCGGGAUCGCCUUCAGCGGUAAUUGA